AUGGCGGCCAAGAAGAGCAUGAAGGAGUCUCGUGGUAGAAAGUGGAGUGAGGAUGAACUUAAGGAGUUUGCAUCUGUUCUUGCAGACGACCGAACUGAAUUUGCAUUAACUUUGGAGACUCUUGCACUCAAAAAGUCAGCUAAUGUUCAUAUUUUUGAAGCCAUGAAGAAAGAGUUAGAUGCUCGUUUACAAGCAAAGACAACAACCAUUUCUAAGAAAGGAAAAGCAAAGGAUAUCGAUACAUCAGUUGUUAAGCUACGAGCAAAAUAUAAAUGGCUGAAAGAGCAGUGGAGAAAAUACACCGACAGGGCAAAGUGUAGCAGUGGUAAAUCAGCAAUAGAUGAACCUGAAUGGUUUAACAUAAUGAACCCCAUUUUGUCUGAAACGCAAACAGAGUUAAAGGUUGCCACUAAGGCAGCAGACAUAGAAAGUGAUGGUACCUGUAGCAGUGAAGAUGAUGAAUACAGUGACAAUUACAAGGAAGACAAAACUGAAGUAACCAUGGCGAAGAGUGCUUCUGCUAUGAUGCCACGUGAGAAGAAGCAGGUGUUAAAUUCAAGUUCCUCCUCAGCAGAAGCAAGUUCUGAACACUUGACAGUGGAUGAGAGUGACGAAGAAUUUAACAGGUAAAUUAGAAUAUAAUGGUUUCAUAUUUUCUCAGAAUUUUAAAGGAAUAAUUUAACACACACACGUUUAACCAAUGCAGGGUCAGUCAGAAACAGGCCUACAACACACUGUACCGGAUACACACCUGUACAUGGUCAUGCCAGUGUACGUGAUUUUGAUAUAAAAGUAUGCUGAAUGUUUAUAUGUCAGUGCUUCAACUUAAUUUGCCUCACUGUAUUGAAACCUGACUCAAAAUACAGUUAAAAUUUCAGUUUUCCUGAACCUAAAAAAAGGUGUUUUUCAAUUUUUUGAUCAGAGUCGAAUGUCAACCAACUGAUGCAGACCAUGACGGGACUUCCAUUGAGGAAGAUGAAGUUGUUUUAAAGAGGGCAUCCAAGAAGGACAAGAAGGAGGUACAGAAAUCAAGUGUCUCUGUUCGGCCCAGAAAACGUAAAAUAACUUCACAGAAAGAUGCCAUCAGCCAAUUAUCUACAACUUUUGAGAAUCUUCAAAAAGCACAAGAUAAACGAAUCCAAACUUGGCUUGAGGCAGAUCAGAGAAGGGAAGAAGCAUUUCUUAAAUAUCAGGAGAAACAGGCAGAACUCAACCGACAACAUGAACUGUGUAUGAUGGAGAUGAUGGCCCGUUUUCAGCAGCCUGUACAACCAUACCAAAAUGCUUGGGUGAUGCAUGAACCAGCAUUUCCAAGUGCCUAUUCUGGAGCUGAGAGUCAACAACCACACUACACAAAUUUAGAUAGUUAUAAUCGGUAG
Molecule: messenger RNA, 1379 nt
Organism: Porites lobata
Lineage: Eukaryota; Metazoa; Cnidaria; Anthozoa; Scleractinia; Poritidae
Source: the annotation of a GenBank genome assembly